AUGAUUUUUAUACCUUUAACAAUUCUUGGAGCUCUUAUUAGAUUACUUUGUUUAAGACCUCAUGAUGAGUUAUUUUCUUUACCUUUUGAAAUUCCUUUACCUUUCAUUCGUACAAAAACUAUUUUUCAAAAUGCUAUUGAAAGAAUCAGGGUUUAUUUACAAAUCAGCACAAUGUUACAACUCCCUAUUAUUAUUUCUCAUACUACAAAAGUUGAAGAAUCUACAAAAGUUGAAGUUUCUCAUACUGCAAAAGUCAAAGAAUCUACAAAAGUUGAAGAUUCUCAUACUUUAAAAGUUGAAGAAUCCCAUACUACAAAAUUUAAAGAAUCUCAUACUACAAAUGUCAAAGAAUUCUAUACUACAAAAGAAUCUCAUACUACAAAAGUUAUAGAUUCUCAUACUACAAAUGUCAAAGAAUCCCAUACUACAAAAGAAUCUCAUACUACAAAAGUUGUAGAUUCUCAUACUACAAAUGUCAAUAUUUCAACUCCUACUUUAUCACUACCACCAACUCCUCCAUCAUCUUUUAUUUUAAAUCCUCCUAAUUCAAAUAAUCCAAAUAAAUUGUUUAAAGAAUUAAUUUUAAAAGAUGAUUACUUUUUAUAUGAUUGCGUUCAAUUUCCUAAAUAUACUGGAUUGUUUAUGAUUUGGUUAGAAGAAAAAAUUAUGGAAGAUGAAUUUGGUAAGAAAAAAUGGAGAGAAUUUACAAAUAACAAGAUGAAAAAAAAGUUUAUUCCUUUCAUAUUUUAA
This is a messenger RNA of Rhizophagus irregularis DAOM 181602=DAOM 197198, 750 nucleotides long. Lineage: Eukaryota; Fungi; Glomeromycota; Glomeromycetes; Glomerales; Glomeraceae. The record is from RefSeq and is a predicted model, not a curated record.